AAAAAAUGUAACUGCCAUGAGUAAAAUUGUCAACAAAACCAUGCCGGACUGUUGAAGCCAAUAAAAUUUCGAUGUGUAUUAUUCUUUUCCAGUAUAAUCUUUUUAAGGAUUCUAAAAUAUAAUAUUCUAUGAAUAAUUAUUAUUUAAGAAAUAUAUCUUUCAAUCUUUAACUGCGUAAUUUAUCCACUAUAUAUAAGGAUCAAACUAUCGAGUGUACGAUUUCCUUUGAUUCAUAGAUAAAUAUUCUAUCCGUAAAAAUGCAGAAUAAGAAAGAACCAUUGGUAAGAAAAGAUAUUGAGAAUGCUGAUUCAGAUAGUGAGUCUAGCGAGUAUUCUGAUUUGGAGGAAGAAGAUGAAGAAUCUGACGAAUCAUUUUCCGAUUCAGAUGAAAAUAACUCAAAGUUUCAUAAAGAAGAGUCCGGUGAAAAGGAUCUGGAAGAUGAACAUGCUAAUGACUCGUCUGAUGAAGAAGUAAUAAUUAAUAUAAUUUACAGGUCAAAUAAGCCUAUGCUCGAUCAAAAGAGAUCUGCUAAAAAUGAUUCAUCAUCAUUGGAAAGUACCAGUAAAGAAGAUCUAGAGGAUGAAUAUGCUCAUGAUACAUCAGAUGAAGAAGAUAUUCGCAAUACUGUUGGCAACAUUCCUAUGAAGUGGUAUGAUGAUUUCCCUCAUAUUGGUUACGAUAUUGAUGGGAAAAAAAUUAUGAAACCUGCAACAACAGAUGAAAUUGAUGAAUUUCUCAGUAAAAUUGAUGAUCCUAAUUAUUGGCGAACAGUGAAAAAUAAAAUGACUGGAGAGAAGGUAGUGUUAACUGAUGAAGAUCUAGAUAUUAUACAAAGAAUUCAGUCUGGCAACUUUCCAACUAGUGAACAGCAGUACGAGCCUUUUGAAGAUUUCUUUACUUAUGAGACUGCAAAACAUCCUGUUACAAAUGCGCCACCUCACAAGAGAAGUUUCAUUCCUUCCAAAAUUGAGAAAGAAAAGGUAUCUAGAAUGGUGUAUGCUAUAAAAGCAGGCUGGAUAAAGCCUAGAGUUCCCAAAGAAGAGAAAGAUGAAUUUUAUAUGUUGUGGGAUAAGGAUGUUGCUGAAGAAUCCAAAAGAAUGCGUCAUUACAUUCCUGCACCUAAGCGAAAACUUCCAGGUCAUGAGGAGUCUUACAAUCCACCUCCUGAAUUUCUUUUAUCAAAAGACGAAGUAAGUUAAUAUUCAAUUUACUGCAGAG
Molecule: messenger RNA, 1218 nt
Organism: Parasteatoda tepidariorum (common house spider)
Lineage: Eukaryota; Metazoa; Arthropoda; Arachnida; Araneae; Theridiidae
Source: RefSeq, a predicted model, not a curated record